GAAAGAUUAAUCAAAAUCAAUUAUCUUCUCUCUCUUCACCCUUCUAUUCAUCCGUUGGAUUGUCUUCCCUUCUUCUUCUUCUUCUUCUUCUUCUUCUCUUUUGCCUCCUUCUACAUCUUUCUACAGUCACCUUUUCCGUUAUCCUUGUACCUCAACUGUAGCAAAAAAUCGAACUCUUCAGCUUCUGCUACUCAAACCCCAACUCAUUAAUCUCGCUUUUCCUCUUCUGGGUCACCGUUUGGUUCUUCAACCAUGUCUCAGACUAACUGGGAAGCUGAUAAGAUGUUGGAUGUUUACAUCCAUGAUUACCUAGUUAAGAGGGAUUUGAAGGCUACUGCUCAAGCUUUUCAAUCUGAAGGAAAAGUAUCCUCUGACCCUGUUGCUAUUGAUGCCCCGGGAGGUUUCCUGUUUGAGUGGUGGUCGGUUUUCUGGGACAUAUUUAUUGCCAGGACUAAUGAGAAGCACUCGGAGGUCGCCGCAUCUUAUAUCGAGACACAGUUAAUGAAGACAAGGGAGCAACAGCAGCAGCAGCAGCAACAACAACAACAACAGCAGCAGCAACAGCAGCAGUCUCAACCCCAGCAAUCACCGCAUCAACAGCAGCAGCAGCAGCAACACAUGCAGAUGCAACAGAUCCUGUUGCAGAGGCAUGCAGCUCUCCAGCAACAGCAACAGCAACAACAACAGCAGCAACAGCAGCAGCAGCAGCAGCAAUCACAGCAACAACAGCCACAAUCACAACAGCAAAGUAGGGAUAGAGCACAUCUCUUAAAUGGUAGUGCAAAUGGGUUAGUUGGAAACUCUGGAACUGCAAAUGCACUUGCAACUAAAAUGUAUGAGGAGAGGUUAAAACUUCCCCUCCAGAGGGAUUCUUUGGAUGAGGCAGCAAUGAAGCAAAGAUUUGGCGAGAAUAUGGGUCAACUCAUAGACCCAAACCAUGCCUCAAUAUUGAAGUCAGCUGCAGCUAGUGGCCAGCCUUCAGGGCAAGUUUUGCAUGGUGCUGCCGGUGGGAUGUCUCCACAAGUUCAAGCUCGUAGUCAGCAAUUACCAGGGUCUACACUGGAUAUAAAGAGUGAGAUAAACCCCGUUUUAAAUCCCAGAGCCGCUGGUCCUGAAGGAUCAUUGUUAGCAAUUCCUGGAUCGAAUCAAGGUAGCAACAAUUUGACUCUGAAAGGGUGGCCGCUCACAGGUCUGGAGCAACUGCGCUCUGGUAUACUCCAGCAGCAAAAACCUUUCAUGCAGGCUCCUCAGCCGUUUCAUCAACUUCAAAUGUUGACACCACAGCAUCAGCAACAACUUAUGCUUGCUCAACAAAAUUUGGCAUCACCAUCUGCCAGUGAUGAAAGCAGAAGACUAAGAAUGCUAUUGAAUAAUAGGGGUAUUGGCCUAAACAAGGAUGGUCUUUCUAAUCCUGUUGGUGAUGUGUCGUCGAAUGUUGGAUCACCUCUUCAAGGCGGUGGACCUCCUUUUCCUCGUGGGGAUACAGAUAUGUUAAUGAAGUUGAAACUGGCUCAGUUACAGCAGCAGCAGCAACAUCAACAACAGCCAAGCAGCAAUGCACAGCAGCAGCAACUUCAACAGCAUGCUCUCUCGAACCCGCAAUCUCAGACUUCAAAUCAUAGCAUGCAUCAGCAAGAUAAAGUAGGGGGAGGUGGUGGCAGUGUCACCAUGGAUGGUAGCAUGUCAAACUCAUUUAGAGGAAAUGAUCAGGUUUCAAAAAACCAGAUGGGGAGAAAGAGAAAGCAGCCUGUAUCUUCUUCAGGUCCUGCCAAUAGUUCAGGAACAGCAAAUACAACAGGCCCAUCCCCAAGUUCAGCACCCUCAACUCCCUCAACCCAUACGCCUGGGGAUGUGAUAUCAAUGCCUGCCAUGCCCCAUAAUAGUAGUUCCUCAAAGCCUCUAAUGAUGUUUGGCUCUGAAGGCCCCGGAACACUUACAUCUUCUUCAAACCAGUUGUGGGAUGAUAAGGAUCUUGAAUUGCAGGCUGACGUGGAUCGCUUUGUGGAGGAUGGAUCACUAGAUGAAAAUGUGGAGGAAUUUUUAUCCCACCAUGAUGAUACAGACCCUAGAGAUACUGUUGGUCGCUGUAUGGAUGUAAGCAAAGGCUUCACAUUUUCUGAUAUAAAUUCUGUACGUGCAAGCACAAGUAAAGUUGUCUGUUGCCAUUUCUCAUCUGAUGGCAAAUUGCUCGCAAGUGGUGGCCAUGAUAAAAAGGCUGUUUUAUGGUAUACGGAUUCUCUAAAACAAAAAGCUACUCUUGAAGAGCAUUCAGCUUUGAUCACUGAUGUCCGUUUCAGCCCCAGCAUGCCGCGUCUGGCAACAUCUUCAUUUGACAAAACUGUCAGGGUUUGGGAUGUUGAUAAUCCUGGGUAUUCACUUCGCACCUUUACGGGACAUUCUGCAUCUGUUAUGUCACUAGAUUUUCAUCCAAAUAAAGAGGACCUUAUCUGCUCUUGUGAUAGUGAUGGUGAAAUACGAUAUUGGAGCAUAAACAAUGGCAGUUGUGCUAGAGUCUCCAAGGGUGGCACUACCAAGAUGAGAUUUCAACCUCGGCUAGGGAGGUAUCUUGCUGCAGCUGCAGAGAACAUCGUGUCUAUACUGGACGUGGAGACUCAGGCAUGCCGAUAUUCAUUAAAGGGACACACAAAGACAAUAGAUUCUGUAUGUUGGGAUCCAUCUGGAGAGUUACUAGCAUCUGUGAGCGAGGACUCUGUCAGGGUCUGGAACCUUGGAACAGGGACUGAUGGGGAAUGUGUUCAUGAGCUUAGCUGUAAUGGCAGUAAAUUUCACUCGUGUGUUUUCCACCCAACGUACCCUUCAUUACUGGUCAUUGGCUGUUACCAGUCAUUGGAGCUGUGGAACAUGGCUGAGAACAAGACAAUGACUCUAUCUGCUCAUGAUGGACUAAUUACUGCCUUGGCUGUUUCAACUGUAAAUGGUUUGGUUGCUUCUGCCAGUCAUGACAAGUUUAUCAAGCUCUGGAAGUGACUUGAAUGAAUGUGAAAGAAACAAGUAACAAUACUGGUAAUAGAGUAGGUUUUUUUCCCUUCCAGUGUUGAUAAUCAAGUCACAUGUUAGUAGUUUAUUUCCCAUUUUGUUUAAACUUCUUGAUCAACAAACUUACCUCUUUGUCUUUUGUCCUUUGGGGUAUUUGAUUUUCUAUGUAUCUUUAACAACUAACCUAUGUAAUGCAAUACAACUAUUCCCUGCUGUCACUCCUCCCUUUUAAAUGUUUACUUGGAUAUUUAUUCCCUUGCAACUUGGGCUGGCUA
Messenger RNA from Lotus japonicus, 3272 nucleotides. Its product is annotated as transcriptional corepressor LEUNIG-like. The transcript has 18 exons. Gene Ontology annotation, molecular function: protein binding. Gene Ontology annotation, cellular component: nucleus. Lineage: Eukaryota; Viridiplantae; Streptophyta; Magnoliopsida; Fabales; Fabaceae. Bases 253 to 2988 code for a protein of 911 amino acids. The record is from RefSeq and is a predicted model, not a curated record.